CCUGUUCUUCCACGUUAAUUCAAGCUUCCAUUUAAACCCGCCAUCAAAGUACCCCAAGGCCUGAGGUAACUUGACGAGAGAGGAGAAUAAUGGGUGACAUGUACAAUACGUGUUCCUCUCCUCCGACGGGAGGUGAUCGCCGUUCGUCGGACGAUAUCUCGCGUUUCCUCCAUCAGAUUCUUCUCCAUUCUACUUCAGCUUCUUCGAUAUCUUCGUCUGCCUCGUCAUUUGUGGACCACACCGGCCCACAGUUGCAGUCAUUUGAUGGUCCCAUUUCUAUUCCGCGGGAGGGUCAUUGUCACCGUCCAUGCGGAUCAACUCUCGUGAAAGACGGGAUCUCCGGCUUGGAUUCUUGUGAAGGAGUGAACGUUGGUUUUUUCCCGGGUAAUGUGAAAGGAGGCGCGGCGAAUGCGUCGUCUUUGUCAAUUGGAGGAGCUAGUGAGAACGAGGCUGAUGACUACGACUGCGAAAGCGAGGAGGGUCUUGAAGCUUUGGCAGAGGAGGCGCCAGCAAAGCCAGCUCCUCCACGUAGUUCAUCGAAGAGAAGCAGAGCUGCAGAAGUUCACAAUUUGUCUGAAAAGAGGAGGAGAAGCAGGAUAAAUGAGAAAAUGAAAGCGCUGCAAAACCUAAUUCCAAAUUCUAACAAGACUGAUAAGGCAUCAAUGCUUGAUGAAGCUAUUGAAUACCUCAAGCAACUUCAGCUCCAAGUACAGAUGUUAUCAAUGAGAAAUGGAAUAAGUUUCCAUCCAAUGUGCUUACCUGGAAUGCUGCAACCAGUCCAACUUUCUCAAUACAGCAGGGGAUUUAGCGAGGAAAAUGGCUCUCAGCAUCUGAAUAUAAGUGGUAGUCUUGCUCUAAACCAGGAAAACACAGAACAAAUUAUCUUUGAUCUUCCAAACCAAUGUGCCAUCUCAAGCCAGCUAUCAGUACCCAAUAUAAUAAAUUCAGAAACCUCUUUUGGCAUGGAAUCAUCAAUCCGAGCUCACUUUGGGCCUUUUCCACUUCGCAGAUCUUCUGAGGAAAUUUGCAGGGAAGGUAUUUUGCCACACCAGCAACUUAAUGCAGAUCAUUCAGAAAGGAUUCCUUCAGAAUAUGAAAUGGGAGCCACAGCUGCCGCAUCACUUCCCUUUGACACACAAUCAUCGAAUUUGAAGGAAAGCAGCUCUUUAGGUGCAUGUGUGAUGAGAAGAGACCAGAACGAAAGUUUUAUUCUAAAGAAUAUGGAACAUAAUCUUAUAGCAUCCCCAUACUUGCAAAGGAUACAAACAGGAAGAAGUGCUUUAAGCGAUGAAAUUAAGAAGGAAAAACAGGAUAUUCGAAAUGAAAUGCAUCCAGCUGUGGUUGAAGGCUUCAGAUGAAAGAUGCAACAGUGAGGGUCUUUUUGAAGCAAGUCGCCCUAGCCUUAAUUGCCUAAAUUAUAUAUGUGUGUGUAAUUGUAAUAUAAAAAUUCAUACUUUUAACUAGUUUUAUAAGUAAAAAAGCAUAUUAAAAAGAAAAAAAAAAACAUUAUUUGCAUUAUGUCUAUAUGUAAUAUAAGAAAAAUUAAAAAUAGUGCGUA
Molecule: messenger RNA, 1558 nt
Organism: Hevea brasiliensis (rubber tree)
Lineage: Eukaryota; Viridiplantae; Streptophyta; Magnoliopsida; Malpighiales; Euphorbiaceae
Product: transcription factor SPATULA
Exons: 8
Coding region: 90-1358 (422 amino acids)
Cellular component (GO): nucleus
Molecular function (GO): protein dimerization activity
Source: RefSeq, a predicted model, not a curated record